AUGACUGACAAAUAUUUGAAGUCAGAGAAGAGAACAUCACAGUGGAGUGGAAUGGUGGGGAAAAGAGUCACCAAAGAGAUCCCACUUUCCAAAAUGAAGGACCUAAUACUGAUCUUUUGCCUCCUGGAAAUGAGUUCCGCAGUGCCGAUGUUUCCUCAGCAACCUGGAACACCAGGCAUGGCUAGUUUGAGCCUGGAGACAAUGAGACAGUUGGGAAGUUUGCAGGGAUUAAAUAUGCUUUCUCAGUAUUCAAGAUUUGGUUUUGGAAAGUCAUUUAAUUCUUUGUGGAUGCAUGGUCUCCUGCCACCACAUUCUUCUUUCCCGUGGAUGAGACCAAGAGAGCAUGAAACUCAACAGUAUGAAUAUUCUUUGCCUGUACAUCCCCCACCUCUCCCAUCGCAGCCAUCCCUGCAGCCUCAACAGCCAGGACAGAAACCUUUCCUCCAGCCUACUAUUGUAACCGCCAUCCAGGACGCAGCCCAGAAGGGAGGACCUCAGCCUCCAGUUUACCAGGGACAACCGCCCUUGCAGCAAGCAGAGGGGCCAAUGCUUGAACAGCAGGUGGCACCAUCAGAUAAGCCACCAAAGGCCGAGCUACCAGGAAUGGAUUUUGCUGAUCCACAAGGCCCAUCAGUGUUCCAAAUAGCUCGUUUGAUAUCUCGGGGACCAAUGCCACAAAAUAAACCUUCUCCACUUUAUCCAGGAAUAUUUUACAUGUCCUAUGGAGCAAAUCAAUUGAAUGCUCCUGCCAGACUUGGCAUCAUGAGCUCAGAAGAAAUGGCGGGAGGCAGAGGAGGCCCCAUGGCCUAUGGAGCCAUGUUCCCAGGAUUUGGAGGCAUGAGGCCUAACCUUGGCGGGAUACCCCACAAUCCAGCCAUGGGUGGGGAUUUUACUCUGGAAUUUGACACCCCAGUCGCUGGAACCAAAGGCCCUGAGAAGGGCGAAGGAGGUGCACAAGGCUCCCCCAGGCCGGAUGUCAACCCGGCUGAUCCGGAAAACCCAGCUCUCCUUCCAGAGGUAGCACCUGGUGCCCUGGGAGGGCUUCUUGCUCACCCAAAGGGCAACGACCCCAGCCUGGCAAGAGGUCCUGCAGGGCAGAGUGGGGGACCCCCCAGGGUCACCCCAGCAGAAGCUGACCCACUGAUGACCCCUGGAUUAGCAGAUAUUUAUGAGACCUAUGGUGCCGACGUGACCACACCCCUGGAAGAAACGCCCACAGAUACCACAGCCAUCCCAGACACUCAGCAAACAUCCAUGCCAGAAAACAAGGCCCAGCAGCCCCAGAUCAUGCAUGAUGUGUGGCAUUUCCAAGAGCCCUGAGAGCUUUGAGAUUAUCAGCUACUUUCUGUAUGCACAAGCUCCCCAGCUUUGUCCCUAUAGUAUAUCUCUUUACUGAAACACUUACUACCCUGCCGCAGCAAAGGCGUUAAAAAUGCUGAGCAUAUAUUAAUAAAUACAAGUGGCUAGAAAUAGUGUAGGUCCCCUUCUUGCUUUCAUUCUCUUAUUGAAAUAAAAUGUGUUGGCUUUCUCUGUGAUUUAGAAAUACUAUUAAUGACAUCAGAGCAAGUUUAAGGGUCUCUGCAUGUGAAAAUCGCUGUUUCUUAGCUGUCUUGGGCACUAUAGAAUUUCUCUCUCCAGCAUGACACUGUCAUA
Messenger RNA from Leopardus geoffroyi (Geoffroy's cat), 1653 nucleotides. RefSeq names its product ameloblastin (gene AMBN). The transcript is spliced from 11 exons. NCBI's taxonomy places the organism in Eukaryota, Metazoa, Chordata, Mammalia, Carnivora, Felidae. The coding region runs from base 1 to 1320 and encodes 439 amino acids. Gene Ontology annotation, biological process: odontogenesis of dentin-containing tooth. The record is from RefSeq and is a predicted model, not a curated record. Gene Ontology annotation, molecular function: structural constituent of tooth enamel.